CCCUGAAAAAGGAAUAUCCCCUCUCCCCGAAAAUCCCCCCAUCCUAAAGCAUCCCGAUUUUAAGACUUGUGGAUAUUAUUACUGUGGGGCUAGAAAGGACCCUUUCUACAGGCAAUUUUGACAUUAAGCGGUUCAAAAUGCGCAGGAAAGGCAUGACACAGGUGCUGGCCAGGCUAUCAUUUAUAGGGACCUUGGGCCACAUGACAAAAAUAUCGUCUCAAUUUGAGAAAUCGAGGAAAGUUAGUGGACCUAGGGCAUUGCAACCGAGCCAGUGGGGAAUGCUUUGCCCUAGUGAUACUCCAGAAGGUGAAGCUUGUGGACUGGUGAAAAACUUGGCACUAAUGACUCAUGUCACAACUGAUGAUGAGGAGGGUCCGUUGAUUUCUCUGUGCUAUAGUUUGGGAGUUGAAGACUUGGAAUUACUAUCAGGAGAUGAUCUUCACGCACAAAGUUCAUUUCUAAUUAUAUUAAAUGGGCUGAUUCUUGGCAAGCAUAGAAGACCACAGCAUUUUGCUGAUGAUAUUAGAAAGCUGCGUAGAGCUGGCAAAGUUGGUGAGUUUGUAAGUGUCUUUAUAAAUGAGAAGCAGCUUUGUGUCUAUAUUGCUUCUGAUGGAGGUCGAGUUUGUCGUCCGCUGGUUAUAGCUGACAAGGGAAUUUCAAGGAUCAAAGAAAGCCAUAUGAAGGAGUUGGUGGAUGGAAUUCAUACUUUCCAAGACUUUGUUCGUGGAGGGUUGAUUGAGUAUCUUGAUGUUAAUGAACAAAACAAUGCUCUGAUUGCAUUAUAUGAGGGAGAGGCCACAUCUGAAACAACCCAUAUUGAGAUAGAGCCUUUAACCAUCUUAGGCGUCUGUGCGGGGUUAAUUCCAUAUCCUCAUCAUAAUCAGUCACCAAGAAAUACCUAUCGGUGUGCUAUGGGCAAGCAAGCUAUGGGAAGCAUUGCAUAUAACCAGUUUUCUCGAAUGGACUCCGUACUUUACCUGUUGGUUUAUCCUCAACGGCCUUUAUUGACAACAAGGACAAUUGAGCUGGUUGGAUAUGAUAAGCUUGGAGCUGGUCAGAAUGCUACUGUUGCUGUGAUGAGUUGUAGUGGCUAUGAUAUAGGGGAUGCUAUUGUCAUGAACAAGUCAUCUCUGGAUCGUGGGUGUGGUCGUUGUAUUGUCAUGAAGAGUUACACUGCCAUUUAUCAGAAGAAUUAUGAGAAUGGUACAUCAGAUAGAGUACUUAGGCCGCAAAGAACAGGACCUGGUUCAGAAAGGAUGCAGAUACUGGAUGAUGAUGGACUUGCUGCUCCUGGGGAGAUAAUUAAGCCAAAUGACAUCUAUAUCAAUAAGGAAUCUCCAAUUCACACCACAGGGCAACGAGUACCUGCAGAUGGACGGCAAGAUAUUGCAUAUAAGCCUGCUAAACAAACAUUUAAAGGUCCCGAAGGAGAGUCUUGUGUGGUAGAUAGAGUUGCCCUUUGCUCUGAUAAGAGUGAGAAUUUAUGUAUCAAGUUUAUAAUUCGCCAUACACGUAGACCAGAGGUUGGUGACAAAUUUAGUAGCAGACAUGGGCAGAAGGGUGUUUGUGGCACCAUCAUUCAACAGGAAGAUCUUCCAUUUUCUGAAAAUGGCAUCUGUCCUGAUUUAAUCAUGAAUCCUCAUGGUUUUCCAAGUCGGAUGACAGUAGGUAAGAUGAUAGAGCUUCUUGGGGGUAAAGCUGGAGUUUCAUGUGGUAGGUUUUAUUAUGGAAGUGCCUUUGGAGAAGCAAGUGGUCAUGCAGACAGGGUUGAAGCUAUAAGUGAAACACUUGUGAAGCAUGGUUUUAGCUACAAUGGCGAGGACUUCAUUUACUCAGGUAUCUCAGGUUGCCCACUCCAAGCAUAUAUCUUCAUGGGACCAAUUUACUACCAGAAAUUAAAACAUAUGGUCCUGGACAAAAUCCAUGCCAGAGGUAGCGGGCCCCGAGUUAUGCUAACUAGGCAGCCUACUGAAGGCAGAGCCCGAAAUGGAGGACUGCGUGUAGGAGAAAUGGAACGUGAUUGCCUGAUUUCUUAUGGAGCUAGCCUGAUGAUUUUUGAGCGCCUAAUGAUCUCUAGUGAUCCUUUUGAAGUGCAGGUUUGUAGAAAGUGUGGUAUGUUAGGAUAUUUCAGUCAUAAGCUGAAAAGAGGGAUUUGUUCUUCCUGUAGUAAUGGAGAUAAUAUCUCUAUGAUUAAAUUGCCAUAUGCUUGCAAGCUCUUAUUUCAGGAACUCCAAUCAAUGAACAUUGUUCCUCGUGUGAAUUUAGCAAAACCAUAAGACAGUUGAAGCCCUAUGGAGUAUGAAUCUCUUUCCAGUGCCAUUGAAUUAAAUACUUAGAUCGUAUUCUUUUAUUGGAAGGAAUUGUAUUAUGGUUUUUAGUUUAGCUUAAUACUAUUGAUUUGCGAAAUGUUGGAGAACCAUAAGAUAGUAUUUAUUUUUGUUGUUUCAGCUUUUUUGGCUUUGGUACAAUUCGUAUGUUAUUAUAUUAAAAAAAAUCAUAAUAGCUAUUGCCUUGGUGGAGUUGGCUCAUGGAAUGAUGUAAGGUUGAU
Messenger RNA from Theobroma cacao (cacao), 2548 nucleotides. The record is from RefSeq and is a predicted model, not a curated record. Lineage: Eukaryota; Viridiplantae; Streptophyta; Magnoliopsida; Malvales; Malvaceae.